UCAGAGGUCUACCCUAGCACGAUAGCUCCCCUAUCUACCUUGUACUUCCAAAGGCAGCCCCUUCUCCUCUCCGCUCCUCUCCGUACUCCGUGGUCCGUCUCUUCUCCCCUACAACCACCACCACCACCACCACCACCACCAAACUAGAACUCCACCCCGACGAGAACCUCGACCACUCGACGUCACAAGUUAACAUCAUGGCCCCCGUCCCUCCAGCCUUCACGCUCCAGGGCAGUGGCCGACUGGCCGGCAAGAAUGCCAUCGUCACUGGUGCUGCAGGUGGCAUUGGCCUGGAAACGUCCAUCCUCUUCGCCCGCGAAGGUGCCCACGUCCUCAUGGCUGACAUCUCCGCCCCGGCUCUCGAGACGGCCAAGGCCAAGCUCCUCGCCUUGAUCCCAUCCGCCAGCGUCGAUACCAAGGUCUGCGACGUCUCCAAAGAAGCCCACGUGCAAGCCGUCGUCGAAGCCCUCGACCCCAAGGGCGGCGUCGACGUCAUGUUCAACAACGCCGGCAUCAUGCACGGCCGCGACGACGACGCCGUCAACACCCCGGACGACAUCUGGGACCUGACCCACAACAUCAACGUCAAGGGCGUCUGGUACGGCUGCAAGCACGCCGUCCUCUCCUUCCGCCGCCACGCCAAGGCCCGCGCCUCCGUCAUCAACACCGCCUCCGUCGUCGCCCUCGUCGGCUCCGCCACCCCGCAGCUCGCCUACACCGCCUCCAAGGGCGCCGUCCUCGCCCUGACCCGCGAGCUCGCCGUCGUCCACGCCCGCGAGGGCUUCCGCUUCAACGCCCUCUGCCCCGCGCCCCUCAACACCCCGCUCCUCCAGGACUGGCUCGGCGACGACAAGCCCAAGCGCCUCCGCCGCGAGAUCCAUUUCCCCACCGGCCGCUUUGGCGAGGCUGUCGAGCAGGCCCAGGCUGUCCUGUUCCUCGCGUCGGACGAGUCCAACUUUGUCAACGGUCACGACCUCGUCGUGGAUGGUGCCAUGUCCAAGGCUUACGUGACCCCUGAGGGCCCUCCCCUUCCGGCACCUGUCAACUUUGCCAGUCAGGUGAAGCCGUAGACUGAGGGGCAAAUUUAGAAACUCAUCUUGCGUUGUACAUCCAACGAGAAAAACAGCGCCUUCAUCGUAGGUGGCUGGUCAACUAUGCCAAAAUAUAUAAUAGAACACGACAGAAAAAAACGCCGCCCAAAAUGCCCCGUUCCCUUUUUCUCUUCCAUCUCACUCAAAAGCCACCACCCAAACAUGGUCUAUUUGAACUGGUCCUCCGUGUUACCCUCGCCCAUGCUCUUGCUGCUCGAGCUACCGCUCUGGAUAGCCCCCAAGAUCCCAUCGAUGUAGCUCGCACCGCUCCACUUCUGGUGCGUCAGCACGUCGCACCCCGUCUCCUUCUCGCGGCGCUGCACGAGGUCCACGUACGCCAGCAUGCCAUCCGUCUUGAACUGGCGCGCCAGCUCGUGGGUGAUGGUAGCGUUGGAGUGCAAGCCGGCCAGCGAGAUGAGCU
Sodiomyces alkalinus F11 is the source of this 1512-nucleotide messenger RNA. RefSeq names its product cyclopentanol dehydrogenase. The record is from RefSeq and is a predicted model, not a curated record. The coding region runs from base 198 to 1070 and encodes 290 amino acids. The transcript has 3 exons. Gene Ontology annotation, molecular function: oxidoreductase activity. Lineage: Eukaryota; Fungi; Ascomycota; Sordariomycetes; Glomerellales; Plectosphaerellaceae.